AGUCCGCCGUCGCGUUCGCAUCCUUUCGCGUCGAAGGAGGUCUCGGUGUUAUUCCGUCGGGGUAUAUUUACCUCCGUGCAUCGUAACGAUCCUAAGAAACGGCUGUCGCGACAGCCUGUCAAGUGUCACAUAUUCGAUUCAUACUGCAUCGCGAAAGUGCUUUGAGAAAACACAGGUCGGAAAGAUCGCGUUAAAAACUUUACGAAGUCGGCCAAACUUCGUGUCGUCUACGCGGAAAUCUAAUCUUCAGCUUUCCGUUCGGCAAAAAUUCGUGUGCGACUGCUGUCAUCGGCAAAUACUCAUCUAUGAUUUUCCGGCAAACACAGCAGGUUUAGCCUCGAACUACUCGUAUCCGACGUCUUCGGCAGGAAUAUUCAGCUAUUGACAUAUCGUAGUGCUGUUGGAAACAAGCCUGUGGCUCUAUCGAAGUGCUCAAAUACAAAAAGUGGAAAUAUUACGUCUUACGCGGCAUAAGAAACGGACGAUUGGAUUUCCAGACUGUGUUCCUUAUUGUGAGCAGACAAAGCUGAUUACAAUCGCGCUUUGAAAAGCGCGGUGGAAUGCAUAAUUCUUGCUUCAAAGAAUUUCUACGCUAAGGUCGUGUGGGUACAGUCAUGGCCGUGGAAAGAAGAGGGAACAGAGAAUUACGAACUUUGAGAACGGCUGAUUGCUGCUGAGAGAUAGUUUUAAAGACUUUUGUAUUCGUAAGGAUCCGCGUAAUUCCUGCCCGCGCGUUCACGAUUUUAUCCGAAGACUCUAUCUGUGUGAAAGACAUUUAUUUUAUUUAUCUACGUUAGUGCCAGCAUGACUCGUAUCAAUGUUCGGUUUGACAAGUGAUUUAUCUGCUUCGAGUUCCUGCUGUGCGAUACAACGUCAAAAACGAAUCGCGCUUAAAUCGUUCACGCGACAUGCAACAUCGCCGCGCGGGCGGCGAUUUGUGGGACUUUUGAAUAUAUCACGCGGAAGAUGCAGUAAUAUCGCGGCGGUGUAAGAGAAUUGGAAACAUGAAUCUCGCCGUUCUCGAAUCGAUGAUCGUCGCCUGGCUGGCAUCGGCGACGCCUCGUUCGAGCGACGCGCUCGACGAGACGGCUGAUUACUACUCGCUUAUGGACGACGGGGAUUUCGAGUACAACAACGCCACGAACUGCACCAACGACUAUUGCAUCCCGGAUGAGGACUAUAUCGGGCUGAUGAUGCAGCACAUAUUCCCGAAAUUCUCCGACUGGGUGUUAAUCGGAAUGCACAGCGUCGUUUUCGUGAUCGGCCUGAUCGGCAACGCGCUCGUCUGCAUGGCUGUCUAUCGGAAUCACUCGAUGCGCACCGUGACCAAUUAUUUUAUUGUCAACCUGGCGGUGGCCGACCUCCUCGUUCUGCUAAUCUGUUUGCCGCCGACGGUUCUCUGGGACGUCACGGAAACCUGGUUUCUCGGAUUAAGGCUCUGCAAGACGGUGCCUUAUCUCCAGACAGUAUCGGUGAGUGUCAGCGUUUUGACGUUGACUUUCAUAUCGAUUGACCGAUGGUAUGCUAUAUGCUUUCCGUUGAGGUUCAAAUCUACGACGGGACGAGCGAAGACCGCUAUAAUACUAAUUUGGAUGAUAGCGCUGCUUUUUGACAUUCCAGAACUGCUAGUGUUGCAUACAGUUCCGUCGAACAGUCGAGUGCAGACUAUAUUAUUCACGCAAUGUAUCUGGUCAUGGAGUCAAGAGAGUCAAACCACCUUCACGAUUGUCAAGCUGAUUUUUCUGUACACCGUACCGUUGCUCUUUAUGAGCGUAGCGUACUGGCAGAUCGUGUGUGUUCUUUGGAGGAGUAAUAUUCCAGGACAUAAUUUGUCCACCAGAAUCUGCAAUUCGACCGAGAUUCCACUUUCCGGAGGUGGAAAUCCAGAAGGUCAAUUAAGAUCUCGACGGAAGGCAGCGAAGAUGUUAGUCGCCGUAGUCGCUACAUUCGCAAUAUGUUUCUUUCCAGUGCAUCUGCUCUCUAUUCUAAGAUGUACCAUGACAUUACCAUCAAAUCAGUGGACGAUCGCCCUUAGCCUAAUCGCCCAUUGGCUUUGCUAUUUCAACAGCGCGGUGAAUCCUGUCAUCUAUAAUUUUAUGAGCGGAAAAUUUCGCAAAGAGUUUAAACGUACUUUCCGAUGUUCCCACGAUAGUAGAAGUUGCGUCCAUAAACGUGGAGUCCCAGGCAUCUCGGAUCCCUCUAAACUGAGAUCUCGGACUUACACAAGAUCAAUGCACACAUUAUCCAACAAUAAUAAUGUGCGACAGAGUACUGAAGUCAUACCUCUUAGUGCUAUAGUUAAUAUACCGCAAACUGAGAAACAAGAAUAAUCAUGCUUCAGAGUAUCUUUACUCUAAAAUAUACCGGAUGUUCUUUUCAAUAGAUUUUUGACCAAUUUAAAAAAAAAUAUUUAAGCAUCUAUACUUUUUUUGAACAAUUAACAAUUAGAAAUAGAAGUUUUAGAACAAACUAAGCUUCAGAAAGAAAAAAAAAUACAUAAAAGCCAUCUUUUUUUUAGCCAAUUUUAAAUUAACUCGAACAGAGUCUUAAUUUAAAGUUGACAAAAUUAUAUAUACAGUAUUCAAUAUUCCUCCACACAUUCUACAUAGUAUUAAAGAUCCUUGCUUCCUCAUUUUUGAGAGAAAAUUGUACCUGGAUUGGUCAAAGAAAAUAAUGUAAUUAAAAAAAAAAACAUCUAAUAGCUUAGGACACUUUGUAUAGCGAUAAUUCUGUAAAAUUGCCAGAGUAUCCUUAGAUGAAAUCAAAUUGUUCCUAUAUACUGUUAUAUGGAUAAGUGUAUCUCAUUCAAGAAAUGUUUCCUUAAAUUUUGUUGAAUUGAGAUAAACUAAAUCUUAUACUGUGCUGAACUGCUAUGUAAAUAGGCUAUUGUAAAUUAUAAAUCCGCACAAUAUACCGUCGAGUGUGUUGCUUUAAACAUUUUACUUUAUUAUACUGUAGAUAUAUAUGUAGAUAACAAUGUACACAUCACAGAACGAUAACUGAAAGUGGAGACUCUUAAACACAAUAAUAAAAUUUAAAGGAAUAAAACGCAAGUAUAAAUAUAAAGCGUUGUAUUCUAUCUAUCUGGCAAAUUUAAAGCAUCUCAAUACGUUCCCUCUUAUGUCAUUUGUAAUUAUUUAUUUUCUAUAAUACAUUUGAACAUAUCAAUCAAAAUAUAUCUACAAAGUUUAAUAAAGUGUAUGUAAUCCUAUAUCUUAAAGUUAUUAUAUAAAGCUACAUAUGGUAUUUGUUUUAUAAACUGUACAAUAUGCUACAGCGAAUGACGUAUUCUUCCUCAAUUCAUUUUGCACGGAAAUUUACAUUUUUAUUACGCAGAAAUGUUGUUCAUCAUAUAUAAAUUGUCUAGUAAAAGUUUCUUUUAAUAGAAUUUUGUUUCUUUAAGGCUUUGCACAACUUCGCCGUCGUAUUGUAUACUUCUAUAAUUAGCAUGAUAAGUUAAAAAGGAAAUAAAUUGAUUAUUUUUACUUUAA
This is a messenger RNA of Linepithema humile (Argentine ant), 3491 nucleotides long. Its product is annotated as orexin receptor type 2-like. Gene Ontology annotation, biological process: G protein-coupled receptor signaling pathway. Gene Ontology annotation, cellular component: membrane. Gene Ontology annotation, molecular function: neuropeptide Y receptor activity. NCBI's taxonomy places the organism in Eukaryota, Metazoa, Arthropoda, Insecta, Hymenoptera, Formicidae. The record is from RefSeq and is a predicted model, not a curated record.